AUGCUCAUACAGCGCCGCACCUUCCCUCCUGCUAAGAUAUGUGGCCAAACUGUCCAGUGAAUCAUGCAUUUGGUACUUAAAGUUAACGAUGAUUGACUGGUUUGUAGCUUUGAUUUGGCCAGAGAAGCUUGGUAGCUAUAUAAUGUGACAAUCAUUGUUAAACUUGCAGCUGUGUGCUGUGCCAACUCAUUGUGUAAGUGAGAGGCUGUUCUCAGCAGCGUGAGUGUCAAAGCAUGAGUGGAUUUGAGUGGACUCAUUCAAUGAAGCAUUUCUCUAUGUUAUUCUUGUUUGAAAAUAAUUCACAUUAUGAAAGCGGCAUGGUGGGUCAGUAACAUGUUCAGUAACACAUUGGAACUUCUGUUCAAAUUAUUAUUUUUUUUAAAAAUCGAUAUUGGAUCGGAACUCGGUAUUGGCAGAUUCUCAAAAUCAGGUGACUGACUCGGGUGCAAAAAUAUGCGAUCGGGACAUCCCGACCAGUGACCAAUCAAGGGUGUACCCUUUAAAUCCCUACUGUAUAUAGCUGGAAAACAGCAUUUCAUAGUUCAUAUUCUGCUUAUAUUUCUACAACUUGCUUGUGUUGGACAUAAUUAGAAUAGGUGAGUGUACCUGAUCAAGUUGUUUAGCUGAUGGAUAGAAUUUCAUAAUUUUACUUCUGUAUAAUAUUGAUUUAUAUGAGUCAUGUAGUAUUACAUCAUGUGGAUUUCAGUUUGACUGACUUUGAACACUUCGUGAUUCAUAGUGAAAAUCCACAAUGUCGCAUGCCAGUCAACAUCCUGUUUGAGUGCUUAUGUAGUACUCAGCUACACAUCUCCCCCUUCAUACUUCCUCUCUUGCCAGAGGAAACAGGGAGACUUCUCCUCCUCUAAAAUCUGCAUCCUGCUCUCUGACUUUUUGGUGGCUAAGCACUGCUUGAUGCACUGAUGGCCGCCAGCAGGCUUUUCGGGGAUGUUUUUGCACUCUUGCGAGACCGGUGAGCUCAACUGCUAAAAAUCCCGCUGAUUCCAAAACAACACAAGGAAGCAUUCAGCUUUGUGUGGGAGAUUCCAGCAACUUGUUCCAGAUCAGGGCGCAGCACGUGAUGCGCUCCUUGCCGAGGCCGCUCAGCGAGCCGUGCGACCGCUCCUUUGCCGUGACCCGCCUCUGCAAGCAGCAAGAGUGUCUCGCUAACCAUCGCGUGUCCCAGGCCAGCGAGGCCAGCACGUACGACUCGGCCUGCUGUCUGGUCAACCCGCUGGAGGAAGAAGAUGAAGGAGAAUUCCACCAGCGCUUGGCUCAAGGGUCCUCCAACAGUGACAAGAGUUUGGACGUUGACUCUGGCUACUCUGAGGCCUCGUGGCACGAUGAAGGUGUUGUUCUGAGAAGGACAAGAAAUGUGCGGGUGUCUUCUUCCGCUUGCCUUCGCACGAACACGGGACCUUCGGGAAGGAUCCGACCCAAAUCUACCUCGGACGCUUGCUUAGAGCGCUGGACCUCCUUUGAGGCCAACGACGCAGAGGACUGGACCACAGCCUUGCUCAGUAGGAGUAGAAACAGACAGCCUCUGGUUCUGGGAGACAACAGUUUUGCGGACCUAAUAAAGAAUUGGAUGGAUCUUCCGGAGUGUCCAGAACCUGCACAACACAAGGCAAGCGGCGGGCGACGUCUCGCCAAGGACAUUCUAAUCAACAUGAAGCGACGACUGGCCGGAAUGUCCAAAAGUGUGGAAAUGAGGCAGAAACCAGCAGACUCCGCUCGAGGGGGCGGGGUUUCCGAAGCCCCUAAAAGGAUGUCCUGCCCUUUGGGAAUUCAGUCGCUCAAACCUUUCUUCCACCAGUCACACACGGGACUGCACACGCUCGACUCGGACUUUUACCGCUUUACUGCCCUAAUGAAGACGGGCAGCCGACAGCCUAUAAUAUGCAACGACAUCAUCGGUUACAUCUAAAUUUAUACGAUGGAAUUUUGCCAACAGUAACAACCCAAAUAACUCUUCCUUUUAGUGUAAUUUUUGGACAAUAACACGCUAUAAGCCGCAUCCACAAUUGAAAAAAAAAAAUCCAUUUGUUCAUAUACAGUAUAAAGCCACAGGUGUUCUGGCAUAUUUACACCAAAAGUCAUGCAGCUCAUUAGCCUAUAAAAAUCAAUAAAUAUGUUGCACUGGACCAUAAAUGGACCCAUGGUUGGGGCAGCGGUUUAAUGUCCAAAAAUAAUAGUAUUUAUUUGCUCUCAGUUUAUAACAUUGUGGAAACUGUUUCAUUCUUUCAAAAACACAACAACUACCCUAGACCCUUGUACCCCAGACAAGCAAUAAAAACACUAAGCAAAUAAAAAACACUUGAGUCUCUAACUCAUUGGAAAGUACUGUGUUUUUAGAAGAUAAAGGUUGAGAAUGACGAGAGUGAGGUUUCAUUAUUAAAUUUGCCUCACAGUCAGAUUUUGGGUUUGAAUCUCUGUUGGAACAUUUCUGCAUGGAGUUUGUAUGAUCUACCCAUGCUACCUCCCACAUUAAAAGGACAAGCAUUUUGGCUUGUUCGAGACUCAAAUUUUAAAUUUCAAUGUGAGUGUGAAUGCAUACAGAUUCCAUGAUUGACUGCUGAGCGACUAGGCUUAGGACAAAGGUCAUGUGCCUCACUGAUUACCCUAAUGAG
This is a messenger RNA of Corythoichthys intestinalis (scribbled pipefish), 2627 nucleotides long. RefSeq names its product PAK4-inhibitor inka2-like. The record is from RefSeq and is a predicted model, not a curated record. Gene Ontology annotation, molecular function: protein kinase binding; protein serine/threonine kinase inhibitor activity. Gene Ontology annotation, cellular component: nucleus. The coding region runs from base 1079 to 1924 and encodes 281 amino acids. NCBI's taxonomy places the organism in Eukaryota, Metazoa, Chordata, Actinopteri, Syngnathiformes, Syngnathidae. The transcript has 2 exons.